AAAAUUUUUUAUCAAUCUUUUUGCAGAAACCUUUAGUUUCUAGUGGUUUUUCCUAAGCAUAUCGUUCCCUCGGGAGCUAUAACACGUCCCAGUUAUCAACAUGUUCGGCAGAUCGCUAAUGAGAGAAUUCGAAGAUGAUCCUUUUUUCAGUGGGUACAAUUCUCACAGGGAUAUUUUCGAUUCCAUGGGAAGAUUUCCAGAUCCAUUCAUGGCGAUAUCUGAUGGAAGAAAGGAUGAAAGAAAGGGAAGACACCAAAGCAAGGAUUGUCAUAAUAAAGAUCGUCAAGUGGAUCCAUUUGGUGGAAUUUUCCAUUCUAUGAACAGCAUGAUGUCGGAAAUGCACAAACGUAUGGCUGACAUGCAGGUUAACGCUGAUUCUGGUGACCCUAAUGUUCACAGUUUUUCAUCAUCUCAUGUGAUGAGUUACAGAAAUGAUGGGAAAUCUGAACCAAAAUAUUAUCAAGCAUCAACAUCUACAAGACAUGCACCUGGCCAGAUAAAAGAAACCAGGAGAACUCUUCGUGACAGUGAAUCUGGAAUAGAAAAAAUGUCAAUCGGCCAUCACCUUGGUGAGAGAGGAAAAGUUAUUGAGAGAAGACGAAACAUCAAAAAGGGAGGAGCACUCGAAGAAGAAAAGAACUAUUUUCACAUGGGAGAAGAGGAUGAACACGAUUUUGACAGAGAUUGGAAAAAUAAAACAAGUACUUAUAAUAUGGAUUUUGGAAGAAGAACAAACGCUGUUGGUCGGGCUAAACAUGAAAGUAAAGGGCUGGGUCCUGCUCCUGCAGAACCAACAAAGAAAAGGGUUGUGAAAACUCCAGCAGCUGUAGCAGCCCCCAGGGGACUCGAGGCACCUCGUCCCCAUGGUCCGAGUAAGAGUGGGCGAACCAGAAGCAAGUAUUGAACGCAGAUCGACAAGUUAUGAUAAAAAUGUUACAUUGUGAUUUUCGUGUAAUUUAAAAGAAAAAACAUUGUGAUUUUACACUCAAUUGAAAGUGUAUUAAUUUUUCGAAUGUGUAGUUGCUUUUACAAGUACUAUUCAUGUGUAGAUUUGUAAAUAUUAUAGAUGAUAUUUUUUGCUAAUUAAUUGAUGGUACAUUUGACCUUGCCAAUCUGUAUUGUGGAUUGUUGUCUUGCUGAUGUGAAAAAUAAAAUUGAAAAAAGGAAUGA
Messenger RNA from Styela clava, 1170 nucleotides. Lineage: Eukaryota; Metazoa; Chordata; Ascidiacea; Stolidobranchia; Styelidae. The record is from RefSeq and is a predicted model, not a curated record.